Bacidia gigantensis is the source of this 1731-nucleotide messenger RNA. RefSeq lists its product as uncharacterized. The record is from RefSeq and is a predicted model, not a curated record. The transcript has 3 exons. Gene Ontology annotation, biological process: amino acid biosynthetic process. Gene Ontology annotation, molecular function: aspartate kinase activity. Lineage: Eukaryota; Fungi; Ascomycota; Lecanoromycetes; Lecanorales; Ramalinaceae. The coding region runs from base 1 to 1731 and encodes 576 amino acids.
AUGGAAGACGAUAAAUGCCCGUUCAGCGUGCCGACUCAACAACAAAAAGGCUCAGAAUUGUCGACAGCUAUGGCAACCAGCUGGGUCGUGCAAAAAUUUGGUGGCACUAGUCUGGGCAAGAUGCCGAGCGAGAUAGUAGACAUUAUCAAGUCUAGCCUAACGCAUCAACGAAUCGCUGUUGUUUGCUCUGCAAGAAGCAGUCAUACCAAGAACGAGGGCACCACAACCAGGCUUCUUCGUGCUGCAAAUCUAGCAAAAAACCAUCAUCAUUUUGGCUCGACUAACGAAAUUGAUGAAAUUGUAGAUAGUAUCAAGGAUGAUCAUAUCCAAGCCGCUCGUUCCUCUUUUCAGUCUCCGGGAAAAUACGAAGAAAUAGUCGCGAUGGAGUGUCGGGUCCUCCUGAAUACGCUUAAAUCAAUGCAGCAGUUCACAGAAAUAAAUUUAACAGCAGAGAAUGAAGUAAUCAGUACAGGCGAGAAAUUAGCAAGCCAGUACCUUAGUGCGCUUCUCGAGGAACAAGGUAUCCCUACUUGCUAUAUCGAUUUAUCUGAUGUGGUUGAUCGAUACUCCAUCACGACUGAAGUUGUGGAAUCGAAUCUCUAUAAAGCGUUGACGGACGCUUUUCGUCAGGACGUCUCUACAGCUGGGAGCAAAGUUCCUAUCCUUACUGGAUAUUUUGGGAAUCUGGACUCGGGUCUGUUGCGGACAGUAGGCAGGGGAUACUCAGAUCUUGCUGCUGCUCUUGUGGCAAUAGGUAUUCCAGCUUCUGAGCUACAGAUCUGGAAGGAAGUCGACGGAAUAUUCACAGCCGAUCCUCGAAAAGUCUCAACGGCUCGUCUCCUGCCCACCGUCUCGCCGGGCGAGGCUGCAGAAUUGACAUAUUUUGGCUCUGAAGUUAUACACCCUCAUACCAUGGACCAAGUCAUCCGAGCAAAGAUACCCAUACGGAUCAAGAAUGUCAGGAAUCCUACAGGAAACGGUACGGUCAUUGUUCCAGAUUCUCCAACUGACGGAAUUACUCCAGCGCCGGAAAAGUCUGGACUUUUGAUAAGUCGCGGGCCGUCCUCAAUGGACCUGCAGAAUCUCGAGGUACCUAAGAGCCCGACAGCCAUUACUGUCAAGCGCUCAGUCCUAGUCCUCAAUCUCUCUUCCAACAAAACAACACGAGCCCACGGCUUCCUAUCUCGCAUCUUCCAAGUACUCGACACUCACCACCUCUCGGUCGAUCUGAUAGCCUCUUCUGAGAUCCACGUUUCUCUUGCCUUGCACUGCGAGCCUCAACUACAUACCUCCAUCACCUACGGCCCCUCCGAGACCAGCAAAGACACGUCUACCAUUGUCGCCAACGAAAGCCUUCAGCGAGCUUGCAGCGAUCUUGAACACCUCGGCAGCGUUAAUCUUGCCACAGACAUGGCAAUCAUUAGUCUUGUGGGCCGAAACCUAAAGCACAUGAUUGGCAUCAGUGGGAAAUUUUUUCGGGUGCUUGGGAAAGAGGGCGUUAAUAUUGAGAUGAUAAGUCAGGGUGCGACUUUUGCCUCUUCUCUUGCUUUGCCCUUUAUCGUCUCUUUUCUCUUUAUUGGCUUUCUCGGUCCAAGGGUAAGACAGAUAGCUGAUGAUCAAAAUUUCAAUUUAGGGGCGAGCGAGAUCAACAUUUCCUGUGUCGUGCGAGAAAGUGAUGCAGAUCGAGCACUUGGAGUCGUACAUACCAACCUCUUUACAUUUCCUGAAUAA